Messenger RNA from Cherax quadricarinatus, 651 nucleotides. RefSeq names its product perlucin-like. NCBI's taxonomy places the organism in Eukaryota, Metazoa, Arthropoda, Malacostraca, Decapoda, Parastacidae. The record is from RefSeq and is a predicted model, not a curated record.
GUUUCUAAGAACAAGUCAUAAGUAAUGGGCACCUAGUGUUUUAUAGCAACUGAGGACCAUAAGGCAUCACAGUCGUCUCUCAGCUACAGCCAAGUCAAGACGAUGUUGCAGCCAGUAAAGGCCUCAGUAGUCAUGGUGGCCACAUUCUGCAGUUUUCUGCUGUUAUUCCUGGUACAGGGAGUUCUAGCCCAGAAUAACACAGUAGUGUCUAGUGUCCUGCCGCAUCCAUCCUCUUACGCAGAGGUCAAGGCUUCAGACGAGAAUAUCACAGGAGUCCUUAACGAACUAAAUGGGUUUCUGAUAAGAAUGGAGUCAAUUCUGAAUAACAAUUCUGAUAUCACCAAGCAGCUGGCCACCGUUGUGAUACAUCAGUUCAACUGUAGUGAACAGAAUUGCUGCCCCUACCCUUACACUAGAGUACUGGACGAGUGCUUCUACUUGAGUCUUCACUCACUUCACUGGUAUGAAGCUCGAGAACACUGCCAAGGCAUGAGUGGUGACUUAGCCUCUCCCAAACACAUCGACGCACUAAAGACUUACAUUAUCAACACUGCAGGUUUGUAUAUUCAGUUGAUAAUGUGCAACAAAAACACACACACACACACACCUUCGACACAGUUUCUCACAAGAGAUUAGUACAGAAGCUAGAGG